AUGUUCCGUUUGGCUCCCUUAACCCGCCAGGCGCGGCUCAUGCCGUUGCGCCAGUUCAGCCACAGCAUUCGGGCGUUCCAGAAAGUGGGUCCUGGCCUGUCUGACCCCGUCAAACCCGAUGCUAAGCCCACCACCGAGGCUGGAGCAAAGGCCGAUGCCGCCACCGAAACGGACGCUAAACCCAAGAAGAGACCGCUUUCGAGAGUGGCAAUUGGUGGCCUGAACCAGUCGCAGGGUAGAUCGAAUAACCUGAUUGAGUUUGCCCUGUGGAAGGCGGUGAUGGUGCUCAUUGUUGGGGGUGGUUUGUUCACCUGGUGGUUCUCGAGAGAAAAGGAGCGGCUCCGCAUCCAAAAGGAGGUCGAACUGAAACGUCUGUACGGUAAGCCUCUCAUUGGCGGUCCCUUCAAGUUGGUGGACACCAACAACCAGCCGUUCACGGAGAAAGACCUCGUCCACGACAACAAGGAGUUCCUGAUCAUCUACUUCGGGUUCACCCACUGUCCCGACGUGUGUCCCGAUGAACUCGACAAGUUGGGCGAGAUGUUGGCCGCGUUGAGAAAGGACAACAUCAAGUUGCACCCGUAUUUCAUCACCUGCGACCCUGCUCGCGACUCGCCCGAGAUCAUCAAGGAGUACCUUGAAGACUUUGACCCGCUGAUCGUGGGGUUGACUGGUACCUACGAGAAUGUCAAGAACGCGUGCAAGCAGUACCGGGUGUACUUCUCCACUCCGCCCGACGUCAAGCCCGGCCAGGACUACCUUGUCGACCACCUGAUCUUCUUCUACUUGAUGGACGCCGAGGGUAAGUUUGUCGACGUUAUUGGCCGUGAAGCCACUGCCGAACAAGGGGUGGAAAAGAUCAAGGGCCACAUCGACGCGUUCAUCCCCGAGCUGGAGCGCCAAGCUCGUAAAGAGGGCUGGUUGGGCUUCUUGUAUAAGUAG
Messenger RNA from Diutina rugosa, 942 nucleotides. RefSeq names its product Cu-binding protein (gene SCO1). The record is from RefSeq and is a predicted model, not a curated record. Bases 1 to 942 code for a protein of 313 amino acids. Lineage: Eukaryota; Fungi; Ascomycota; Pichiomycetes; Serinales; Debaryomycetaceae. Gene Ontology annotation, biological process: mitochondrial respiratory chain complex IV assembly. The transcript has a single exon.